Molecule: messenger RNA, 1019 nt
Organism: Lates calcarifer (barramundi perch)
Lineage: Eukaryota; Metazoa; Chordata; Actinopteri; Centropomidae
Gene: fuom
Product: fucose mutarotase
Exons: 6
Coding region: 253-717 (154 amino acids)
Biological process (GO): fucose metabolic process
Molecular function (GO): racemase and epimerase activity, acting on carbohydrates and derivatives; fucose binding
Source: RefSeq, a predicted model, not a curated record
UCCCGUCCGGCGGACCACAACAUAAAACAGCCUGAAAUUUAGCUUGACGACACACAGGAGACACCAACAUAAAACUCAUGCGAGACUCUCUACCGGAUAAAUGACUUUUUCCGUUUUAUUUUUGUUUUUCUCACUGGCCAGUUUUAUCUGUUAGCGUUUGUGGCGGAGCUAACCGAAGACGGAAGUAAACUGGGGUGACUGCUCUCAGUUCGCUUCGACACUCUCCUGUUGUCUCUUCCCUGUGGGUACAGUAUGGUCGUGCUGAUAGGAAUCCCCUCUGUUUUAUCUCCUGAGCUGCUGUAUGCUCUCGCUAAAAUGGGCCACGGGGAUGAACUGGUUCUUGCUGAUGCAAAUUUCCCAGCAUCCUCCAUUUGUGCUUGUGGCCCCAAAGAGAUUAGAGCUGACGGUUUGGGAAUACCACAGCUUUUGGAGGCCAUUUUGAAACUGUUGCCCCUGGAUACCUAUGUCUCCUCUCCGGCUGCAGUCAUGGACCUGGUAGACAGUGACAAACAGAGAGCUUUAGCUGUACCUGUGUGGGACACAUACACACUACUCCUGGGUCAGGCUGGGUCUCAGGCUCCUCUCGAGAAGGUGGAAAGGUUUGCUUUCUAUGAACGAGCCAAGAAAGCCUAUGCUGUCGUAGCAACAGGGGAAACAGCUCUGUAUGGUAACUUGAUACUGAAGAAGGGGGUCAUUCCUGCUGAGCAGCUACACUGAUAAACACAUUUUAAAGUAAUUAUGAUCUAAUGAUGAUUUUUCUGUAUUUUUUACAACUCUAAUCCUUUCAAGUCAAAGUCAAGAAAAGGUGAAUGUUUCUGCACAAAAGUCAUUUUCAGUUUUGUUCAGUUUCUGUCAGAAGCUGUGAAAUCAAAACAAUUUAUUCCUGUCAAUGUAUAAUUAAUACUUUACAUGUGAUCUGGUUAAUUUCCAGCUUACAUGGAGCAGAAAUGAUUUUGUAUUUUUGUAAAUAACACCUGUGUUGUACAUGCAUUUCAAUAAAUGAAACACAAAGUCUUUGA